Molecule: messenger RNA, 672 nt
Organism: Fusarium poae
Lineage: Eukaryota; Fungi; Ascomycota; Sordariomycetes; Hypocreales; Nectriaceae
Exons: 5
Coding region: 1-672 (223 amino acids)
Biological process (GO): regulation of transcription by RNA polymerase I; regulation of transcription by RNA polymerase III; DNA damage response
Cellular component (GO): cytosol; protein kinase CK2 complex; nucleus
Molecular function (GO): ATP binding; protein serine/threonine kinase activity
Source: RefSeq, a predicted model, not a curated record
AUGAAGCCGGCUGGCACCCAAACCAUCGAGACUCUUGCUAUUGGGGCCAUGGCGCCAAUCCAAUCAAUCGUAGACCCAGCUAAGCUCAUGGGCUUCCAGGGAGCCGACAUCGGUAUAGUUCUCGAGUAUAUCGAAAACAUAGACUAUCGGACUCUCUACCCUCGAUUUACUCAUUCAGACAUUCGCUACUACACAAAGGAACUUCUAAAAGCAUUGGAAUUUGCACACGAUUUGGGCGUAAUGCAUCGCGAUCUUCGACUCAUAGGAUGGAGCUCGGCCGAGUUCUACCAGCCUGGGGGCGAGUAUGACUGCUGCGUAGGCCUCAACAAGCCACCUGAAAUACUUUUGAGUCACGAGAGAUACGAUUGCAGCGUGGAUAUGUGGUGUCUGGGUAAUAUGCUAGCUUCAAUGAUUUUCAAGAAAGAUCCCUUUUUUCACGGCCACAGCCUCCUCGACCAGUUGGUCAAAAUUUCGAAGGUUCUUGGAACAGAGAAGCUCUAUCGUUUGGCUGAACAGCUCGACAUUGUGAUAGAACAGGAAGAAUAUGAAGCUCUUGGACAUCGCGAAGAGAAGUCUUGGGUCAGUUUUGUGGAUAGUGGUAACGAGCAUUUAGCAACAAGGGAAGGCAUGGAUCUUGUCGACCGGCUGCUGCGAUUCGACCCAAGGGAAUAG